Molecule: messenger RNA, 783 nt
Organism: Aspergillus fischeri NRRL 181
Lineage: Eukaryota; Fungi; Ascomycota; Eurotiomycetes; Eurotiales; Aspergillaceae
Product: sterol desaturase family protein
Exons: 1
Coding region: 1-783 (260 amino acids)
Biological process (GO): ergosterol biosynthetic process
Molecular function (GO): iron ion binding; C-4 methylsterol oxidase activity
Source: RefSeq, a predicted model, not a curated record
AUGGAUGUGCACGCACAACUGCAGACGGCCUGGACCGACAUCAUUACCACGUACAGGCCAGGAACCAUCGAGUUCACGGGCAUCGUCUUGUCGCAGGUCGUCGGGUUCAUUCUUCCUGCAACCGUCUACAUGCUGAUCGACACUCUGUUCCCGAAAUUCUCGCAGCGCCAUAAAAUCCAAGGCGCCCGCCGCCAGCCAACACGCCACCAGAUCCAGCAUUGCAUCAAGGUCUGCCUCUUCAAUCACGCGUGGAUCGUGGCUCUGCAAUUCAUCCUGCUCUACCUGAGGGGCUUCAACCACGCCUACCUGAACAUGGAACCCACCGUGCCCUCACUGAAAACGUUUAUCGUGGAUUGCAUCUUUGGUUUGCUGGCGCGCGAAGUCUCAUUUUACUACGUCCACCGCGCUCUCCACCAUCCCAGCAUCUACGCAUACAUUCACAAGAUGCACCACAAAUACACCACCCCCGUCGCCUUUGCAGCCGAGUACGCGCAUCCGGUCGAGCAUCUUCUUGCCAAUGUUUUGCCGAUUAUGUUCCCGCUGUACCUCAAAGGCGCGCACUUCCUGACUGUAAUGGCCUUUGGCGUCUUCGAGCUGUGGGAAGCGGCGGCGGACCAUAGUGGCUACGACUUCCUGAAAUUGCCACCGGCAGAACUGCAUGACCUGCAUCAUGAGAAGUUUCGCGUCAACUACGGCACUAUCGGGUUGAUGGACUGGAUUCAUGGGACUGAUGUUGUGGGAUGGGACCGGCCCAAGGCGAAGAAGGUGAAGACCACGGAAUGA